CAUACUAAAUGGAGGGAGACAGAUUUACAUUUACUAUGUUACAUCUAUCCCUGAGUCCAAGUUGCAGCGCUCUACAGUAUGUGUAAAAUAAGAAAUGUCACAUUGUAGCUACAGGCUUAAGAUAGUUCACAAAUACUGUGAUGUUUAUCUCUUCUUUUUUUGUCAUGGACUUGAUUGUACAACAUUAAAGAGUCAUUUAAUGACUAAAUCAUUAUAGAAGACUACUAUUUUCUACAGCAAAAUAUGUCUUCUCCACAGGUGAUAAAACAUGAAUGAGACGCGCACAGAUGCAUAUGAUUAUGACAACACAGAAAACGACACUAAUGAUUAUCCAGAUGAUAACGAAUAUAUCUGUAACCUGAAUCCCAACCAUGAUAUGGAGAUAGUCAUACAGACCUACUUCCAUUCCUUCAUCUGUGCAUUCGGUUUCUGUGGCAAUGCAUUGGUGAUAGUCACAUAUGCCUUCUACAAGAAAGCCAAGACCAUGACGGACGUGUACCUUCUGAACGUGGCGGUGGCAGACCUGCUCUUCAUCGUGGCCCUACCUCUCAUAAUUUACAAUGAGCAGCAUGACUGGAGCAUGGGCUCAGUGGCCUGCAAGGCUUUGCAAGGAGCCUACAGCAUCAACCUGUACAGUGGCAUGCUCCUGCUGGCCUGCAUCAGUGGAGACCGCUACAUCUCCAUUGUCCAGGCCAGGCGCUCCUUUGGCCUCCGGUCCCAGAACCUGAUCUAUAGCCGCCUAAUCUGUACAGCCAUCUGGGCUCUGGCCAUAGCCCUGUCCAUCCCCACAGUCAUCUACAAUGAGCUGGUUGAGGAGACCAUCUUGCUGGAAGGGACUAUAACCGUGUGCCAGGCGCAGUUCCAAAGUAACAGGACCGCCCGGUUGAUGAAGGUGCUGGUGCCUAGCCUGCAGGUGGCCAUGGGGUUCUUCCUGCCCCUCCUGGUCAUGGUCCUCUGCUAUGCCAGGAUCCUAUGGACCCUACUGAAGGCCCAAAGCACCCAGAGACACAAGGCGGUUCGUGUGGUCCUAGCCGUGGUGGUGGUCUUCAUCGUGUGCCACCUGCCCUACAACGUGGUGCUACUCUACCACACGGUAGCGCUGUUCCAUCAGAGGGAGUGUGAGGUAGAGACCAUCAUCCUCACCACCCUCACCAUCACCAGGAGCCUGGCCUACCUCCACUGCUGCCUCAACCCCAUCCUGUAUGCCUUCAUCGGUGUCAAGUUCAGGAGCCACUUCAGGAAGAUCCUGGAGGACCUGUGGUGCAUGGGCAGGAAGUACAUCUACCCAUCUGGACGCUCCUCACGCAUGACCUCUGACCUCUAUAUCCCAGCACACAAGUCCACCGACGGAUCCAACAAAUCCAACAAGAACGGCUCGUCGUUUACCAUGUGAAGAUGGGAGUAGGUAGAGAUGACCUCCAAUUACUAUGGGUGAUGAUAGCAUGGUUAGUCAGGAAAUCAAGUAGUGACUUGUAUUCUGUGUACAGUGUGAGUAUUUGUUUGCUACUGUAUCUAAAUGAUUUACCUAUAGUAUUUGCUGUAUUACUCCAAAUGAAUGCUCCUCGCUACUCUAAUUACAGAAAUUACAGAAGAUAGCUUACGGUUGUGAAUGUGCGUAAAUAAAAGCCGGGCAUUCUACCAGAGAAUUCUAGAACUUGGACACUGUCUUGUUGGCCUAACGUUAUAUCCUAUUUUGACUUUGGUGCAGGUCAUGUUGUUCUUC
Salvelinus sp. IW2-2015 is the source of this 1723-nucleotide messenger RNA. NCBI's taxonomy places the organism in Eukaryota, Metazoa, Chordata, Actinopteri, Salmoniformes, Salmonidae. The record is from RefSeq and is a predicted model, not a curated record.